AUGUGCCACACAUCCCGAGCCGUUAAUGUAACGCACCACGAAGGUGUUUCUUUCUGCGACUUCCUGCCUUCUCCUCUUUCCUCUUCGUCAGCAAUCCUCUCUACUUAUCUCGUCCGUGCAUAUAAGGCAGCGCUAUCCUUCUACUGGUCACCUCGCCACCUUUCGUCGCAGAAAUGUGACGCCGUUCGUCCUACCUGCGGUUUUUGCUCCGGACUCGGUGUCCAAUGCCAGUACAGGGAAUCAGCCAAUUUCUCAGCUACGCCAAAGGAAGGCCGAUGUCGUGCCUCGGCCGCCAAGGGAUCUCAGCCGACCAAUUCGACAUCAAAGGGCGCUUCGCCACUGGCCGAUGCCAAUAAUGUGUGCAGUCUGGAACGGCGCCUGAUGGAGCUCGAGUCCAAGUGGGCUGCCCUCGAAAAACAGACGAUGGGCGCCAUUACGGCUCCAGGUACGCCCGUUAUGAGAGCAAGUCCCCAUGGAGAGCACGUCGUGCGACCAGCUACGACAGUACGCAUGCAGCCGCCACUUCCCGGGUGCGGCAACGGUGGUAUAAUACCCCUGCCGGCCAUGCUCGGGGACCCAAUACUUUCUGGAUCGGCAACGGAUAUUGGCACCGCAGACUACGGCAAAGGAAACGGUGUCGCCAGGUCUAGGGGCUUCGAUGGCAGAAUGGCAGGCACGGCUACCCCAGGACAUCCUCACCAACAGCAGGGCUCCAUCACCAGCUCGAUUACUCUCCAGCAGCAACGCAUCAGCAAAACAACCACUCGUGGCCAAUUCACAGCGCGGCCAAGCCUUCUCACGUUCGAGUGUCCUCCAUAUGUUCCCUCCGAGAGCUACGACGACUCGGGCGAGUUUUAUGACUGUGAAAUGGCCGCCGGCGACGACUUCAAACGCCAAAUGACCCAAUGCCUUGCCAUCUUCCCAGACGUCUCGAAACGCACGGUGCGGCUUGUGCUCCAGAAGUUCGUCGAGAAUUUCCUGGGAUGGAUGCCACUCUUCGAGCCCACGGCCGUCUACACAGUCGUCAACGCGGCGUGUGCGAGCGGGUUUGCACCCGCCGACCCCAACAGCUGCCUGGCCAUGUUCAUCCUGGCGACUGGCACGCUUCUCCAGAACCACGCCGAAAUCCGGUCCAGCCCGCUGCCGGGGCUUGACUACUUUUCCCACGGCAGCCACAUGCUGGAGCGGUUCACAUUUAUGAGCACCAGCCUCACGACACUGCAUUGCCGCAUCCUGCAGUCGGCGUACUUUAAGCUGACGCUGCACCCACUACUGUCGUGGAACGUGAUUAUGCAAGGCACGCGGGACUGUAUGAAUGUGCUGAGCUCGCGAUGGUUCAAGAAUCUAGACCCGUCCGAGACGGAGCCCUGGCACCGUGCCUUUUGGGCGUGCUCCAUUAUGUCUGACGAAUUCGAAGCGUCGCUGCGCAUGUACACGAUCGGUCACCGUCUAUACCAUGAGAUCGUGCCACUACCACGGUUUGAGAACGAGGAUACAGGAUUCUAUUAUUUUCUUGCACAGAUCAGCCUUCGCAAGCUCGUGUGCGACACACUCGACGUUGUCGGCUAUUAUGACAGCCGUGUCAUCUAUGCCCCUGUGGUCACCAUCGAGCUGCGCAAGCAGGCUGCCGAGUGGCACCGCCACCUGCCUGUCGCCAUCCGCUUCCCACUCGAUAACUCGCCCUUGUUUGACGCCCGUAAGUCGUUUCUUCGCUUGCAAUAUUUUUCUCUUGCCACAGUGCUCGGGUGGGCCUCGGUGCUCAAGGUCAUGGAUGUCUACGGCACCGACCGCGAAAACACGGACGACAUUGCACUCGCCCGCCUCGAGGCCUCGGAGUGCUUUCGCUCUUGUGCGCUGUACCUCGAAGUGGCGGCGGAGCAGCUGCUGGGCUGGCAGCUUGGGACAAGCAUCUCUCUGUGGACAACCUUUGCUUUUGUGGCCAUGAUGAUUGUCACGCACAAGGCGCCUGCGCUAGCGUUUAUUCCGAUUACACGCGACGAUGGGCACAUCCGCAGUGCCAUGGAGCUGCUGCGGCCGUGGGGCCAUCUGCCGUAUGUUGCCAACUCGCUGUCGAGGAUGACAAUGUUGGCGGAACGCAGUGGGAUCACGACAUGA
Messenger RNA from Sporothrix schenckii 1099-18, 2115 nucleotides. RefSeq lists its product as uncharacterized. NCBI's taxonomy places the organism in Eukaryota, Fungi, Ascomycota, Sordariomycetes, Ophiostomatales, Ophiostomataceae. The record is from RefSeq and is a predicted model, not a curated record. The transcript is spliced from 5 exons. The coding region runs from base 1 to 2115 and encodes 704 amino acids.